Molecule: messenger RNA, 933 nt
Organism: Mesocestoides corti
Lineage: Eukaryota; Metazoa; Platyhelminthes; Cestoda; Cyclophyllidea; Mesocestoididae
Source: the annotation of a GenBank genome assembly
AUGACUGAAGUCGAGGCCAAAAUCCCAGAAGUCCAGGCUGAAAUUGCCGUUGAAGCUGAAAAGCCAAAGUGUGAGGAAGCGGCCGCGGAGUCACCCAAAGAGACAGUCAAGGAAACUAAACCAGUGAAUGGUGAGGCAAUGGAGACAAAGCAAAAAGCAGAGGAGAGCAAGAAAGAGGAGAACAAGGCAGAGGAGUGCAAGGCACAAGAGAGCAACUUGGAGGAGAGUAUAGCAGAGAAGAGUAAGGUAAAAGAGGUCAAGGCAGAAGAGAGAAAGGCAGAAGAGAACAAGAAAGAGGAGAGCAAGGCAGAGGAGAGCAAGGCAGAGGAGGUAAAGACAGAAGAGAGCAAGGCAGAGGAAAGCAAGGCAGAGCAGAGCAAGAAAGAAAAGAGCAAGGUAGAAGAAAGCAAGGCAGAAGAGAACAAGAAGGAGGAGAACAAGAAGGAGGAGAGCAAAGCAGAAGAGAGCAAGGCAGAGCAGAGCAAGAAAGAAAAGAGCAAGGCAGAAGAGAGCAAGGUAGAAGAGAGCAAGGCAGAAGAAAGCAAAGCAGAGGAGAGCAAGGCAGAAGAGAGUAAAGGAGAGGAGAGCAAGGUAGAGAAGAGCAAGGCAGAGGAGAGCGAGAAAGAGGAGUGCAAGGCACAAGAGAGCAACGUGGAAGAGAGUAUAGCAGAGAAGAGUGAGGUAAAGGAGGUCAAGGCAGAGGAGAGCAAGGCAGAGGAAGUCAAGACAGAAGAGAGCAAGAAAGAGGUGUGCAAUGCGGAGGAGGCCAAGGCAGAGGAGAGAAGGGAAGAGGAGGUCAAGGCAAAAGAGAGCAAGGCGGAGGAGAGCAAGGUGGAGGAGUGCAAGGCAGAAGAAGGACACAAGCCGGUGCCUCAAGGGGAUCAGUCUACAAACGAUGUGAAGGUGGACGAGUCUGCUCCAGUUUGUGGUUAG